AUGUAUGAUGGUUCCUCCCUGUCGGAUAGAGGCCAAGCUAAUGCAUUUCACCGAUCCACAGAUCAAGUAGGCAGUGCCAUCGAAGGUUUCAUCUGGCCAAAGAUUUUCUGGGAUUUCAUGACGAAGAACCUCAACGGCGCAGUAAAACCGAUCCCAGUGUUACAAAUUCUCAACCUGCUCAUGGGAUUGCUCGGUCUCGCAUGGGAAUGGCCACUGAAAUACUUUGCUGGAACUUUACCGCACCGCAGUAUCGAAUUCCGCCUUAUCCUAUAUCCUCUUAGCGCUCUACUUUCUAUGCUCCUAUAUCAGGGAACCGAUCCCGCCAUCUAUUACCUUGUCGGAAUAGGUGUAUACUUCUGGGCUUAUUCCGAAGGCGAGUAUAACGAUGCGUGUUCAGCGCUUGAAUUACGACCUAAUGACUUGAAACGACAUAAUUAA
This is a messenger RNA of Aspergillus oryzae RIB40, 438 nucleotides long. RefSeq lists its product as uncharacterized. The coding region runs from base 1 to 438 and encodes 145 amino acids. The transcript is spliced from 2 exons. The record is from RefSeq and is a predicted model, not a curated record. Lineage: Eukaryota; Fungi; Ascomycota; Eurotiomycetes; Eurotiales; Aspergillaceae.